CUGUUCUGUUGCAGACAGCAGCAAAACCAUGGAGGCCGCCGUGCCCCCAAUGUCAGCUCCGCUCUGCCUGGUGCACAACCAGGACUGCAAGCUGUCCCUCAACCCCGCAGCGCUGGCAGUUCUGCGCGGCGCCACUCAGCCAGUGGUGGUGGUGGCCAUCAUUGGGCUUCCUAGAACUGGGAAGUCCUUCCUGAUGAAGCGAAUGGCACAGAAGUGCACCAGCUCCCCACUGGGCAGUGCGGUGCAGAAGCAAACAGAGGGCAUCUGGAUGUGGUGUCUGCCGCACCCGUGCAAACCUGGCGUGACGCUGGUGCUGCUGGACACCGAGGGGCUGGGAAACCCCUGCAGUGAUGACAUCCACAACAACACCUGGAUCUUCACGUUGGCGCUGCUGCUUUCCAGCACCCUGGUUUACAACUGCAUGCGCACCGACAUCCUCACGAUGCUGGAGGGCUUGAGUUUGCUGACAGAUCUGAAGAAUUACGUGCGUGUGCGAGCGCAGGCGGAUGGCACAGAGUGGCCAGAAGAUGAGUUUGCCCGUGUCUUCCCUGACUUUGUCUGGGUCGUGCGUGACUUCAAGCCGCAGGAGGGCGAGCGGCCCUUCAUCGUGGAUCAGAUACUGCUCCCAUGGAACAGUAAGGCAGUCACUGUGCGUCCCCAUCUGUCACUGUGUGUCCCUAAGGGCAGAGCACUGCUGACAUGCAGCGUCUGAGGCGCAGACUCAGAUGUGAAUGAUCCAAGUCCUUUA
Messenger RNA from Lagopus leucura (white-tailed ptarmigan), 748 nucleotides. RefSeq names its product guanylate-binding protein 1-like. The transcript has 4 exons. Gene Ontology annotation, molecular function: GTP binding; GTPase activity. Lineage: Eukaryota; Metazoa; Chordata; Aves; Galliformes; Phasianidae. Bases 29 to 712 code for a protein of 227 amino acids. The record is from RefSeq and is a predicted model, not a curated record.